Messenger RNA from Engraulis encrasicolus (European anchovy), 6591 nucleotides. RefSeq names its product myosin-10-like. Gene Ontology annotation, cellular component: myosin filament; cytoplasm; myosin II complex. Gene Ontology annotation, biological process: actomyosin structure organization; regulation of cell shape; mitotic cytokinesis. The transcript has 43 exons. The record is from RefSeq and is a predicted model, not a curated record. Lineage: Eukaryota; Metazoa; Chordata; Actinopteri; Clupeiformes; Engraulidae. The coding region runs from base 435 to 6500 and encodes 2021 amino acids. Gene Ontology annotation, molecular function: microfilament motor activity; ATP binding; actin filament binding.
CGACUAAUGCGUGAAGCAUUAGGAAAAUGACGUGCUGUGUUUAUUCGCGAGUGAGACAUUACAUCCAACUCAAUUAGGAUGAUGGUCAAUGUAAAAUUAGGUGCGCGACACAGUGUCCCGUCCUGUGUAGAAUAUUUCAUAGGCGGGAGUUGUAGCGGUCAAGUUGGCUCCUGUCGAGGAGGGGCCGUCUUGUAGGGGAGUAGUUCUAUCUUUUUGGCGAGCCAGGGUAGCGCAUAGAGAUAGAUGCUGGAAUUUCUGCAGAGACGCGUGGCGUACAACAAAUUGAUUAUAAAGGGAGCGCGGUCUAUUAUUGCAAAACACUGCCCUCGGCUCUUCGUUGACAACCCCAGUGCAGAGUAACACAGUAUUCAUCCCCUCUCCUCUCUUCUCCUCGACCCCAGCUGGUGAGCUGAUCUGAGCCCUGGUACCCCAAGAUGGCGCAGCGGACUGGGCAGGAGGACCCGGAGCGGUACCUGUUUGUGGACCGGGCGGUGGUGUACAACCCGGCCACACAAGCCGACUGGACGGCCAAGAAGCUGGUGUGGAUCCCCUCGGAGCGCCAUGGCUUCGAGGCGGCCAGCAUACGAGAGGAACGCGGUGAGGAGGUGAUGGUGGAGCUGGCGGAGAACGGCAAGAAGGCCGUGGUCAACAAGGACGACAUCCAGAAGAUGAACCCGCCCAAGUUCAGCAAGGUGGAGGACAUGGCCGAGCUCACCUGCCUCAACGAGGCCUCCGUGCUGCACAACCUCAAGGACCGAUACUACUCUGGACUCAUCUAUACAUACUCCGGGCUCUUCUGUGUGGUCAUCAACCCGUACAAGAACCUGCCCAUCUACUCGGAGAACAUCAUUGAGAUGUACCGGGGCAAGAAGCGGCACGAGAUGCCCCCGCACAUCUACGCCAUCUCUGAGUCGGCGUACCGCUGCAUGCUUCAAGAUCGAGAGGACCAAUCCAUCUUGUGCACGGGUGAGUCUGGAGCAGGUAAGACGGAGAACACCAAGAAGGUUAUCCAGUAUCUGGCCCACGUGGCCUCCUCGCACAAGGGAAGGAAAGACCACAACAUUCCUCCCGAUUCACCUAAACCAAUGAAGCUUCAGGGCGAGCUGGAGAAACAGCUACUGCAGGCCAACCCCAUCCUGGAGUCCUUUGGGAACGCCAAGACAGUGAAAAACGACAACUCCUCACGUUUUGGGAAAUUCAUCAGAGUCAACUUUGACGUCACCGGUUACAUUGUUGGAGCCAACAUUGAGACCUACCUUCUGGAAAAAUCCAGAGCGAUACGUCAGGCCAAAGAUGAGCGAACCUUCCAUAUCUUCUAUCAGCUGCUCUCCGGAGCAGGGGAGCAUCUGAAAUCCGAUCUGCUCCUGGAGGGCUUCAACAGCUACCGCUUCCUGUCCAAUGGCAACGUCCCUAUUCCAGGCCAGCAGGACAAAGACAACUUCCAGGAGACCAUGGAGGCCAUGCACAUCAUGACAUUCAACCACGACGAGAUCGUCGCCAUGCUUAAGGUGGUCUCCGCCGUGCUGCAGUUUGGUAACGUUGUCUUCAAGAAGGAGAGGAACACGGACCAGGCCUCCAUGCCUGAGAACACAGCUGCUCAGAAGCUUUGUCACCUGUUGGGCAUGAAUGUGAUGGAGUUCACACGGGCCAUCCUCAGUCCCCGCAUCAAGGUGGGCCGGGACUAUGUGCAGAAAGCCCAGACCAAAGAACAGGCUGACUUUGCGGUGGAGGCCCUGGCUAAGGCCACAUAUGAGCGCCUGUUCCGCUGGCUGGUCCACCGCAUCAACAAGGCUCUGGACCGCACCAAGCGCCAGGGGGCCUCCUUCAUCGGGAUUCUCGACAUCGCCGGCUUUGAGAUCUUUGAGCUGAACUCCUUCGAGCAGCUGUGCAUCAACUACACCAAUGAGAAGCUGCAGCAGCUCUUCAACCACACCAUGUUCAUCCUGGAGCAGGAGGAGUACCAGAGGGAGGGCAUCGAGUGGAGCUUCAUCGACUUCGGACUCGACCUGCAGCCGUGCAUAGACCUCAUCGAGAGGCCGAACAACCCUCCUGGUAUCCUGGCCUUGCUGGAUGAGGAGUGCUGGUUCCCCAAGGCCACGGACAAGACCUUUGUGGACAAGGUUCAGCAGGAGCUGGGCACACACACCAAGUUCCAGAAGCCCCGGCAGCUCAAGGACAAGGCCGACUUCUGUGUCAUGCACUACGCUGGAAAGGUGGACUACAAAGCAGACGAGUGGCUGAUGAAGAACAUGGACCCUCUGAACGACAACGUGGCCACUCUGUUGCACCAGUCCACUGACAAGUUUGUGGCUGAGCUGUGGAAGGACGUGGACCGCAUCGUGGGCCUGGACCAGGUUGCCGGCAUGAACGAGACGGCGUUCGGCGCGGCCUACAAGACCAAGAAGGGCAUGUUCCGCACGGUCAGCCAGCUCUACAAGGAGCAGCUGGCCAAGCUGAUGGCCACGCUGCGCAACACCAACCCCAACUUCGUACGCUGCAUCAUCCCCAACCACGAGAAGCGGGCGGGUAAGCUGGACCCCCACCUGGUGCUGGACCAGCUGAGGUGCAAUGGUGUGCUGGAGGGAAUCCGUAUCUGCAGACAAGGCUUCCCCAACCGCAUCGUCUUCCAGGAGUUCAGACAGAGAUAUGAGAUUCUCACUCCCAAUGCAAUUCCCAAGGGCUUCAUGGACGGCAAACAAGCCUGUGAAAGAAUGAUCCAAGCUCUGGAGCUGGAUCAGAACCUGUUCCGCAUUGGCCAGAGUAAGAUCUUCUUCCGGGCCGGUGUGCUGGCCCACCUGGAGGAGGAGCGCGACCUGAAGAUCACCGACAUCAUCAUCUACUUCCAGGCCGCCUGCAGAGGCUACUUGGCACGCAAGGCCUUUGCCAAGAAGCAGCAGCAGCUGAGUGCGCUGAAGAUCCUGCAGAGGAACUGUUUCGCCUACCUGAAGCUGCGCCACUGGCAGUGGUGGCGCCUCUUCACCAAGGUGAAGCCUCUGCUGCAGGUGACGCGUCAGGAGGAGGAGAUGCUGGCCAAGGACGAGGAGCUGGCCAAGGUCAAGGAGAAGCAGACCAAGGUGGAGGGAGAGCUGGUGGAGAUGGAGAGGAAGCACCAGCAGCUGACGGAGGAGAAGAACAUCCUGGCGGAGCAGCUGCAGGCGGAGACGGAGCUGUUUGCGGAGGCGGACGAGAUGCGUGCGCGGCUGGUGGCCAAGAAGCAGGAGCUGGAAGAGAUCCUCCACGACCUGGAGUCCCGCGUGGAGGAGGAGGAGGAGCGCAACCAGUCUCUGGAGAACGAGAAGAAGAAGAUGCAGUCUCACGUACAGGACCUAGAGGAGCAACUGGAUGAGGAGGAGGCUGCCAGGCAGAAGCUGCAGUUGGAGAAGGUGACAGCGGAGGCCAAGAUUAAAAAGUGCGAGGAGGACGUCUUGUUGCUUGAGGACCAGAACUCUAAGUUUUUGAAGGAGAAGAAGCUGCUAGAGGAUCGCAUUGGAGAGAUGACCUCCAUGCUGGCGGACGAGGAGGAGAAGGCCAAGAACCUGGGCAAGACCAAGAACAAGCAGGAGAUGAUGAUGGUAGACCUGGAGGAGCGGCUGAAGAAGGAGGAGAAGACCAGACAGGAGCUGGAGAAGGCCAAGCGGAAGCUGGACGGCGAGACGACGGACCUGCAGGACCAGAUCGCCGAGCUGCAGGCCCAGGUGGAGGAGCUGAAGCAGCAGGUGGUGAAGAAGGAGGAGGAGCUCCAGAACAUGCAGGCCAGGGGUGAUGAGGAGAUUUCCCAGAGGAACAAUGCCCUGAAGCAGGUGCGGGAGCUGCAGGCCCAGCUGGCUGAGCUGCAAGAGGACCUGGAGUCGGAACGCGUCUCCCGAGGCAAGGCGGAGAAGCUGAAGAGAGAUCUAAGUGAGGAGCUGGAGGCCCUCAAGACAGAGCUGGAGGACACGCUGGACACCACCGCAGCACAGCAGGAGCUCAGGACUAAGCGUGAGCAGGAGGUGGCGGAGCUGAAGAAGGCCAUCGACGAGGAGGCCAAGAACCACGAGGCCCAGAUCCAGGAGAUGAGGCAGAGGCACGGCACCGCCCUGGAGGAGCUCUCCGAGCAGCUGGAGCAGGCCAAGAGGUUCAAGGCCAACCUGGAGAAGAGCAAGCAGAGCCAGGAGAGUGCCAACAAGGAGCUGUCUGUGGAGCUGAAGGGGGUGCAGCAGGCCAAGACGGAGUCGGAGCACAAGAGGAAGAAGCUGGAGAGCCAGCUGCAGGAGGCCAUGGCCCGCGCCACCGAGGGGGAGAGAGUCAAGACCGAGCUCGCCGACCGCAGCCACAAGCUACAGACGGAGCUGGACAGCGUGUCGACGCUGCUGGAGGAUGCGGAGAGGAAAGGCAUCAAGAUGGCCAAGGACGUGUCCAGCCUGGAGAGCCAGCUGCAGGACACACAGGAGUUGCUUCAGGAGGAGACGCGUCAGAAGCUGAACCUGAGCAGCCGCAUCCGUCAGCUGGAGGAGGACAAGGCAGGCCUGCAGGAGACGCAGGAGGAGGAGGAGGAGGCGCGCAAGAACCUGGAGAAACAGCUGGCCGCACUGCAGGCACAGCUGGUGGACUCCAAGAAGAAGCUUGAGGAUGACGUGGGGGUGCUGGAGGGGCUGGAGGAGGUGAAGAGAAAGCUGCUGAAGGACGCAGAGUGCACCAACCAGCGGCUGGAGGAGAAGAGCCUGGCCUUCGAGAAGAUGGAGAAGACCAAGACACGCCUGCAGCAGGAGCUGGACGACCUCACCGUGGACCUGGACCACCAGAGGCAGAUCGUCUCUAACCUGGAGAAGAAGCAGAAGAAGUUUGACCAGAUGCUGGCUGAAGAGAAGUCCAUCUCGGCUCGCUUCGCUGAGGAGCGUGACCGGGCUGAGGCCGAGGCUCGUGAGAAGGAGACCAAGUCUUUGUCUCUGGCCCGCGCCCUGGAGGAGGCGCUGGAGGCCAAGGAGGAGUUCGAGAGGCUCAACAAGCAGCUGAGGGCCGAGAUGGAGGACCUGAUGAGCUCCAAGGACGACGUGGGCAAGAAUGUGCACGAGCUGGAGAAGUCCAAGCGGUCCAUGGAGCAGCAGCUGGAGGAGAUGAGGACUCAGCUGGAGGAGCUGGAGGACGAGCUGCAGGCCACCGAGGACGCCAAGCUGCGGCUGGAGGUCAACAUGCAGGCCAUGAAGGCCCAGUACGAGAGGGACCUGCAGGGCCGCGACGACCAGAACGACGAAAAGAAGAGGGCGCUGGUCAAACAGGUACGGGAGAUGGAGGCUGAGCUGGAGGACGAGCGUAAGCAGCGGGCGCUGGCCGUGGCGGCCAAGAAGAAGCUGGAGAUGGACCUGAAGGACAUAGAGUCCCACAUCGAGGGGGCCAACAGGGGCCGAGACGAGGCCAUCAAGCAGCUACGCAAGCUCCAGGCCCAGAUGAAGGAUUACCAGCGGGAGCUGGAGGACGCGCGCUCCUCCCGAGAUGAGAUCUUCAGCCAGGCCAAGGAGAACGAGAAGAAACUCAAGAGUCUGGAGGCCGAGGUCCUGCAGCUGCAAGAGGAUCUGGCUGCAUCAGAGAGGGCCCGACGACACGCAGAGACAGAGAGAGAUGAGCUGGCCGACGAGAUCUCAAACAGCGCCUCUGGCAAGUCUGCCCUGAUGGAUGAGAAGAGGAGGCUGGAGGCCCGUAUUGCCCAGCUGGAGGAGGAUCUGGAGGAGGAGCAGAGUAACAUGGAGUUGCUCAACGACCGCUUCCGCAAGACCAGCAUGCAGGUGGACACCCUGAGCACGGAGCUGGCGGGCGAGCGCAGCGUGGCCCAGAAGAGUGAGAACGCGCGGCAGCAGCUGGAGCGCCAGAACAAGGAGCUGAAGGCCAAGCUGCAGGAGCUGGAGGGCUCCAUCAAGGGCCGCUUCAAGGCCUCCAUCGCCGCCCUGGAGGCCAAGAUACUGCAGCUCGAGGAGCAGCUGGAGCAGGAGGCCAAGGAGAGGUCGGCGGCCAAUAAGAUUGUGAGGCGGACGGAGAAGAAGCUGAAGGAGGUGUGCAUGCAGGUGGAGGACGAGAGGCGCCACGCAGACCAGUACAAAGAACAGCUGGAGAAGGCCAACUCGCGCAUGAAGGCGCUGAAGCGUCAACUGGAGGAGGCGGAGGAGGAGGCCACCAGGGCCAACGCCAACCGCAGGAAACUGCAGAGGGAGCUGGAGGACGCCACCGAGGCCAGCGAGGGACUCAGCCGCGAGGUCAACACACUCAAGAGCAGACUCAGGCGUGGCGGUCCCAUCAGCUUCUCGUCAGGCCGCUCGGGCCGCAGGCAGGCGGGCACCUCCAUCGACCUCUCGGACGACGACCUGGACAGCAGGGCCAGCGACGUGGCCAACGCCAACGACACCGCGGCGCCCCAGACCAACAACCACCAGCAGCCCCAGCAGAACCAGCAGCCACAAACACAACAGCAACAGCAGCAGCAGCAGCAGCGGCAGCCACCACAAGAGCAGCAGCAGCAACAGCAGCAGUAGUCGGGCCGCCGCAAGCCCAGCAGAGAGGCUCCUGGGCAGGCAUGCAGCAUGGCCUCUCCCCCCUCACCUGUCCCCUCCCCUCCACCUCCCA